This is a messenger RNA of Melospiza melodia melodia, 1335 nucleotides long. RefSeq names its product ubiquitin conjugating enzyme E2 D1 (gene UBE2D1). Bases 60 to 503 code for a protein of 147 amino acids. The record is from RefSeq and is a predicted model, not a curated record. NCBI's taxonomy places the organism in Eukaryota, Metazoa, Chordata, Aves, Passeriformes, Passerellidae. Gene Ontology annotation, biological process: protein K48-linked ubiquitination. Gene Ontology annotation, molecular function: ubiquitin conjugating enzyme activity. The transcript is spliced from 7 exons. Gene Ontology annotation, cellular component: nucleus.
CGGCCGCGCUCCCGCCCCGCGCUCCCGCCGCCUGCUUCGCGCUUCCGCCGCGCGUUCCCAUGGCGCUGAAGCGGAUACAAAAAGAGCUAAGUGAUCUGCAGCGAGAUCCCCCAGCCCACUGUUCUGCUGGCCCUGUUGGAGAUGACUUGUUUCACUGGCAAGCAACUAUUAUGGGACCUCCUGAUAGUGCAUAUCAAGGGGGAGUAUUUUUUCUCACAGUACACUUUCCAACAGAUUAUCCUUUCAAACCACCAAAGAUUGCUUUUACAACAAAAAUAUAUCACCCAAACAUAAACAGUAAUGGGAGUAUUUGUCUUGAUAUCUUGAGAUCACAAUGGUCACCAGCUCUGACUGUUUCUAAAGUUUUAUUGUCCAUAUGCUCCUUACUUUGUGAUCCUAAUCCAGAUGAUCCUUUAGUACCAGAUAUUGCACAGAUCUACAAGUCAGACAAGGAAAAAUACAACAGACAUGCAAGAGAAUGGACUCAGAAAUAUGCAAUGUAAACUUUUGAAGACAUUUUCAUAUACCACAGAGUACUGUAAAUUCUAGUUUUUUUUCAAAAUUAGAAGGAAAUGGAGCACAGUUUAUGGUUUCAAUGUGACACUCCUUGAAUUUUUUUUCACCCAAGUAAGUGUGUUUCUGGAGCAAGAGAGAACAAACUUCCAAAAAUAACCUUAUGACUUUGGUAAGAAUAUUUAUCCUCUUUGUAUGCUUUGCAGAAGACAUUUAUUAUAGUUUUUAAGAGUUGGACACCUGCAUCUUCAGACUACAAGAUCUAUAAUUCAGUUGUAAAUCAAUGAAAUUAUUUUUGCUGGAAAAAGUAGCUGUUUUCAUGUGAUGAAUACUGUAUGUGUGUCAUUGAAGUAUGUUGUCUGUUUCCUAAGUGUGUUCAAGUUUCUUUUUGUUAGUUCUCUUAUAUAAUUUGUAUUUUUUUACUGUAUAGACUAUUUUAUUUACAAUGUAAGUCAUUUCAGUUUAGACUUGCUUGUGCACAGUAUUGACAAGAUACAACUGCUAAUAAAAAAUAAUUGGAGUAUCUCAUCCAUUAAAUAUUCUGAAGACUGACUGCAGACUUCUUAAAACCUACAAUGAUCUUUGCACUGUAAAUCUUUGUAUGCUGAUUAUGGAGAAACACUUGGUUUUGAUUCUGUUGCAUACUUGACUUAAUUUUAUUGCAAUGUGAACUAAUUGCACUGGUAUGUAGAAAGAUAUGUAACUAUUUUGUUGCUAUUCACAACUUGAUUUGUGACGUGUGGGCAACAUAAUACUAUCACAGACCUUUUACAAAUCCAGAUGUAGCCUUUUCCAUAUAAAUAAAAUACAUUUUCUACUUUC